AUGGCAGCGUUAUUCGCUUGUACGAAAUGCAAUAGCCGUCAUCCCUUUGAAGAAUUAUCACAAGGUCAACAAUUAUGCAAAGACUGCCGAGGAAAUUUUCCCCUUAUUAAAUGCACUUACUGUCGGACGGAAUUUCAAGAUUGCAGUUCUAAAGGAAGUUCCACUUCAGUUUGCAAGAAAUGUGAAGCUAAUGUCAAAUUAUAUGGAAAGCCAUCUGCCUGUGAGUACUGUAAUAUUAUUGCAGCCUUCAUUGGUGCAAAGUGUCAGAGGUGCACAAACUCUGAAAAGAGGUAUGGUCCUCCUGUCACCUGUGAGCAGUGCAAGCAGCGUUGUGCAUUUGACAGGAAAGAUGAUAGCCGCAAAAAGGUUGAUGGAAAGUUGCUUUGCUGGCUGUGCACUUUGUCUUACAAAAGAGCCCUGGCAAAAACAAAGCAGAGCAGUUCUUCACACUCUCGUCAUCAGUCGCUAAAUAAAUCAUCUAGAGAUCAUAGAUCAUCAACAUCCUCUUCAGUGCAGAGUCACAAACGUCCAUCUAGCCACAGCAGUAAAAUAAAGAAGGAGCAUUCUCCAAGUAAGAAACCACGUACAGAAUUAUCCAAGUCAACAAAUGGAAAUUUGCCAUCAAGUGAAAGCACAUUGUUAGAUACCAGUACCAGUGAUCAUGUUGUUGCAAUGCAUCAGCUAAAAGAUCAAAUUGCUAACCUUCAAAGACAGCUUCAACUGAAAGAUCAGCAGAUUUUAGCCCGGGAGAAACAGGCUGGUGAGGCAAAAGCGCAACAUGGUGUAAUUGAAAGAGAACUUCGUUUGAAAAUACAAGCUAUGGAAAAAAACCAUGGUGAUACGGUUGAAGAUCUGCAGUCUAAAGUACGUGUAUUGCAGAAACAAGUGAUUACACUGAACAAGGCAAACAAAAAGGGGAAAGAUACAGAGAGCCCAUCAAGGUUAUGA
Uloborus diversus is the source of this 948-nucleotide messenger RNA. RefSeq names its product protein FAM76A-like. NCBI's taxonomy places the organism in Eukaryota, Metazoa, Arthropoda, Arachnida, Araneae, Uloboridae. The record is from RefSeq and is a predicted model, not a curated record.